This is a messenger RNA of Acanthochromis polyacanthus (spiny chromis), 2024 nucleotides long. RefSeq names its product neuronal differentiation 4 (gene neurod4). Gene Ontology annotation, molecular function: protein dimerization activity. The transcript is spliced from 2 exons. Gene Ontology annotation, biological process: nervous system development; regulation of DNA-templated transcription. Lineage: Eukaryota; Metazoa; Chordata; Actinopteri; Pomacentridae. Bases 199 to 1263 code for a protein of 354 amino acids. The record is from RefSeq and is a predicted model, not a curated record.
UGAAAGUUCCAGGCGCGCUCAUGGCUUUCUGAAGGAGCACAGCAGUUUGGGGACACUGGCAGAUGCGCGAAGAAAGACACCCGGCGAUUCUGGACUUAUCACUCAGUUUGCUGUAGUCUUUUAUUUUUUAAAAAAAGAAAAUUGGCCAGGUUUUCUCUUUCUUUGCGCAAAGCGAGCGUUAAAUCCGAACAGAUCAAAAUGAUGACCAAACCGUUUGGGAAAAGCGAGGAUGUGAGUGAGCUGGUGAGCUCCCUCGGCUGGCUGGAGGAGGAUGGCAGCUCACAGGAUGGAGAUGAAAGCCCAGAGAUGAGAGGGCGCAGUGGCCUGACCGUAGGGGGCCGCAUCCACUCCUGCACAGAACUGGGUAGUGAGGACAUGGAGGAAGAGGAGGAGGAAGAUGAGGAGGAGAUUGGGCCGAAUGGUGAAAACGCUCCCAAAAGGAGAGGUCCCAAGAAGAAGAAAAUGACCAAAGCUAGACAGGAGAGGUUUCGUGCCCGGCGGGUCAAAGCCAACGCCAGAGAACGCUCUCGUAUGCACGGGCUGAACGACGCCCUGGACAAUCUGCGCAGAGUGAUGCCCUGCUACUCCAAGACACAGAAGCUGUCAAAGAUUGAGACUCUACGACUGGCCCGCAAUUACAUCUGGGCUCUGUCAGAGGUGCUUGAGAGCGGCCAGUCCCCAGAGAGCCACGGGUUUGUGGAGAUGCUGUGUAAAGGCCUGUCUCAGCCCACCAGUAACCUUGUGGCUGGCUGCCUGCAGCUGGGACCUUCUCCGAUGAUUCUUAACAAGCUGGAGGACAAGUGUGGAGGCCCGGGAGUGGGUGGUGUGGUGGCUGGCCAUCCCCUCAGCUACCCAUCCCCAGGCCUCCCCAGCCCUCCUUACGGCUCCCUGGAGGCAUCCCACCUCCUUCACAUGAAGGGAUUCAAGGGGCCUGUAUACGACAACCCCUCCCCUAACGAGUGCAGCAGCGGCACCCCACCAUACGACGGCCCGCUCACUCCCCCUCUCAGCAUCAGUGGCAACUUUGCCCUGAAGCAGGAGCCUUCUCCCCAUGAGUCAGAGAGGAACUACACACCCCACACUAGCCACCAUGCCCACUACCUCUCGUCCCACCAUUACCCCACUACAAUGACUGGCAGCCUACCAGGGGGGCCUCAGGGCCACCCUCUCUUUCAGGCUUCUCGUUAUGAGCUGCCCCUGGAUGUGGCCUUUGACUCCUUUGCUCCCUCUCACCUGGUCACCUCUCAGAUGGGCGCCAUCUGAAAUGAGACCGAACCAAUGACUCCUCUGAAACUGGCCAGAGGAGAAGCACCGCUCUUGUAUAAACUGCUAUAAAAACGAUGACUACAGUACUGACUGUAUAGAGAAAACUGUUUGCAUUUAUGUUGUCUAGUACUCUGGGAGAGCACUGAACGCUCAGAGAGAGAGAGAGACUCAUCACCUCAACUCAAUCUACCUGAUACAAACAUGCACCCAUAACAUUUAUUAUUUAUUCUCUUUUUUUGUCAUGAUUACAUGUUGAUAUUUGGAUUGUAAUUAUUUCUGAACAUGUUGCCCCCUCAGUUGUUAAAGAGUGGAAUUAAAGAUUAGUUUACCAAAUCAGACAUCCAUCCUGAAGCAUCACUCCGAUGUUUAGAGGGUUUGUGUUUGAACAAUAACAUGAGAACAUUGGUCUACAUACCAGAAAAAAACUGAUCAAAAUGUCAUCCAUCCUAAAUUGUGCACAGAGGCCUGCAGCCAAUGCCCUCCUCAUUUGAAGAAAAGCAAUGCAUUUAUUUAUAUCUGUAUUUAAUAUUUAUUUUGAUAAUGUCCUGUCCUUUUUAUAUAUUUUUCUCAGCACAUUUUUUUGUUCACUGUCUUCUUGGAUUGUUGCCAGUCACUGGUAGCUGUACUGUAUUUAAUUUAUUUAUUUGAGAUCUUUCAGGUACUUGUUCAUUUGGCAUCACAACUUUUUUGUCAUACUGUACUGUUAAUAUUUUGCUGUUUCGCACUUAAUUGAAUAAAUAUUCUUAUAUUAUAUGCUA